Molecule: messenger RNA, 1893 nt
Organism: Candidula unifasciata
Lineage: Eukaryota; Metazoa; Mollusca; Gastropoda; Stylommatophora; Geomitridae
Source: the annotation of a GenBank genome assembly
AUGGGAAAGAGCAGAACAAGACGAUUUGGAAAUCUGAGACCAAAUCCUACUGGCUUGAUCAGUGAAAGAAAUAUGGAAAUGGAUCCCGAGUUAGGAACUGAUCCCCAGCAAAACAGCGGUGUGCCCGCGACCAUCACAAAUAUUAUUGAGAAGCUGCAAGCUUCAGCUGCGGAAGAGAGGACAUGUGGCUGCCAACUUCUUGCCAGUAUUGUGUCCCAGCCAAAAGCUAUCGGCUUUUUGCUUCAAGAGAAUGUUGUGAAAAUUGUUGCGCCCUUAUUUUUAGACUCAUGUACAGACGUGAGAAAAAGUGCAUUGGGUGCUCUCAGGAACAUGAGUGUGUAUGGACAUCCAGAUGUCUGUGAUGUUAUGGUUGCCAAGGAUGUUCUCACCCCUCUAACAGCACUGAUUAGACAGUAUGGGGACAAUUGGGUGCCACAGAAGGAAUGUACAAAGUAUGACACAAGCAACAGUGUGUUGAUAGAAGCCGUGGAACUUCUGGCCAAUCUGUGUGAGAGCAGUAACAUUGCAGUUCAGUGGUUCAACAAAGAAAAUCUUCUUCAGGUUCUGUUGCCUCUUCUGAAGGUAGACACAUAUGGCUACGACCUGUCGCUAGCAGUGGCAAGGUGUCUGCAUGUUGUCAGUGACAACAACAAAGAUGUGUCCAAAGUUUGCCAGCAGUCAGAAGUCUUCUCGCAGCUUCUAAGUAUCAUCUCUGCCGCUCCGAGUGGGAUUGAUGCUGUCCUCUUCCGAACUCUCGUUACUGGUAUUUUGUUGAAUGUGACUGACGUAGACCUGACAAAGUAUUAUGCUGGCAUUGUGGCAACCAUUUCCGAGGUUCUAGAGAUGGAUUGUUUCGCUGUGAUAGUUGCUGCCCUUGAGGGAAAUCAUGAGACAACUGAGGAAAUUGAGUCUGAGAUGUCCUGGCCAGAAGUUGAUAAACUGUUAAGUGCACAGGGAAUUAGUCUGGAGCUGCUAGCAAAUCUGUGUUAUUCUGAUGAUGACUGGGAAGAUAUGGAAGGUUUACAGUCUAGCGAGUCCUCAGAUGAUGCGGCUGUGGAAGCAGCCCCAGAGACAACUGAUGUUAUGGAAGACACAGUGGGUACUUUGUGCUUAUCCAGUGAGGUUAGCUCAGCUUUUCUGGAGAAAGAUAUCCUGUCGAAGAUUUUGAGGAAAGCAGCACCUCUGGACAUAGCACUGAUGUUGAGGUUAAAUUCCUCUCAGCGUGGAAGGAAUACUUUGAAGAAGCUGGCCGAUCUACAGACGAGAGCUCUUCUUUGUCUCAGUAACUUGGUUGCUGUUAUAGACGAAAGUUGCUUUACACAGUUGGUGCCCUUAAGUUCAAUGUGGACUGAAUUGUACAAGCUGGCAAGUACUUCCAAAGAGGGCUUGAAUGAAGACUACACAUGGGCGGUAACAAGUGCAAUGAGGGCUGUGAUACAUCGACUGGCAGACACACAGAUGUCACAUUUUGCUGAUACCAGUGAUUCUGACUUGGACUUUCUGGUAAAUCUGGCCAAGGACAACAAAAACAGAGACACUCAGAUCAAUAUUGUCAGGAUAAUAUCCACUGUGGGCUGUGCACUGUCGGCCAAUGCACAGCCACACCCUCUGCUGAAGAAGAUUGGCUCAGUCCUGGCUGAUGUUGCCUUCUACGCCGAUGACUUGGUGGUCACUGCUGAAGCUUUAGAUUCCCUGUUUGAUGUGUUCAAGGAAGACCACACGGAUGAGGUUGUGAGGGAGAUUGGACUUGUGGAGAAGCUUGUUGCCUUGCAGCCUUCUUUCAGAACUAAGGUGUCACAUCAGCGGAAACAUUUAGGUGAAAACUAUGCCGUGGUGAUGAUGGCCAAAUCCAACCUGGCAGGAUAUAUUAAAUACAAGCAGUCGCAAAAGUGA